Penicillium waksmanii is the source of this 450-nucleotide messenger RNA. RefSeq names its product E2 ubiquitin-conjugating protein UBC13. Gene Ontology annotation, cellular component: nucleus. Gene Ontology annotation, molecular function: ubiquitin conjugating enzyme activity. Gene Ontology annotation, biological process: DNA damage tolerance; protein K63-linked ubiquitination. The coding region runs from base 1 to 450 and encodes 149 amino acids. The record is from RefSeq and is a predicted model, not a curated record. Lineage: Eukaryota; Fungi; Ascomycota; Eurotiomycetes; Eurotiales; Aspergillaceae. The transcript is spliced from 4 exons.
AUGGCAUUGCCAAAGCGCAUCAUCAAGGAAACGGAGCGCCUGAUGGCGGAGCCGGUUCCUGGCAUUAACGCCGUUCCUCACGACGAUAACCUGCGAUACUUCGAUGUUUCCAUCCAUGGACCGGCACAGUCCCCAUAUGAGGGUGGAAUCUUCCGUCUUGAACUCUUCCUUCCCGAUGACUACCCCAUGACCCCGCCCAAGAUCCGCUUCCUCACCAAGAUCUACCACCCCAACAUCGAUCGUCUCGGCCGCAUUUGUCUGGAUGUCCUGAAGAACAACUGGUCUCCGGCCCUUCAGAUCCGCACGAUCCUGCUCUCCAUCCAGGCCCUCCUCGGUGCUCCCAACCCCGACGAUCCCCUCGCAAACGACGUUGCCCAACGCUGGAAGGAUGAUGAGCCCGCAGCAAUUCAAACAGCGAAGGAAUGGACCCGCACUCAUGCUAUGACCUGA